UGUACGGACAGCUGUACUUAUAAGUUCAAUUUGUAUUUAUUAUAAGAAUACAAUUACUAGUACCAACUAAAGUAUAGAUGGUACUUAUUGUGUUUCAAUGGCGGACGCAGUAGCAGCCUGUCGAGUCUGUCUGGCGGUGGACGUGCGGUUGUUAACAAUCGCCGGCGCGCUCCAGCUGGUGUAUGAGAAGAUCACCAGCAAUGCACUGCACAGUGAGGGGAAGCCCUUGGCGGCGUGUUAUAUCUGCUACGCUCAGCUCGACAAGUGCCGCAAGUUGAUGCUGACUUGUGCAUUAGCAGAGAAUGUGCUGAAUGAUAUGCUGCACAGACAGGUUGAGAUAACUACAGAAGCAAUAUCCCUGAUUGACCGCAAGGCUCAAGGCCUGUGUGGGUCACUGACCUGUAGUGGAGCUUUACACCACAGUGGUAUACAGACUCCCGUGGAGGUCAAAACUGAGCUAAAAUUAGACAUGGCUAAGACAGAUCCAAUAAGACCCAAGGUGGAGCCGGAGGAAGUGUUUGCAGAUGCGCUGCAGCCAGACAACUUCCGUGAUUUGGAAUGCUGCUCGGAUGAAGAACCCUUCAGUCUGUCACAGCUUUGCCAUACGGAAAUGGAUAUGACAGAACAGAGAGAGCGAGGGGAAGAUAUCACUUUAGCGGAAACGUCGGGGGUUGGCAAACGGAAACAAGCUAAAGGAAUCACAACCACAACUGACAGCAAACAGCGCGAGUCUAGACAGGAGUCAACCACUGAGACUGCUCGGGGACACUGGUGUGAUGUUUGUCAGAGAUGGUUUAGAUAUAAUUCGGAUAUGAUGAGACAUUAUAGAACUCACACUGGUGAGAAACCAUUUCAGUGUAAUAUUUGUAAUUAUCGCUGUACAGUAAAAUCUAGUCUACUUAGUCACUUCCGAACCCACACUGGUGAGAAACCAUUUCAGUGUAAUAUUUGUGGUUACCGAUGUAAAGUUAAAUCUAGUUUAUUAUGUCAUUUAAGAACCCACUCUGGUGAGAAACCAUACCAGUGUGGUGUGUGUCAACAUCGAUUUAAACAAAAAGGUCAUUUAGUAGAACACGCGAGGACUCACACCGGUGAGAAACCAUUCCAAUGUGAUGUUUGUGAUUAUUGUUGCAGUCAAAAGUCUGAUUUGUUAAAGCACUCUCGAACUCACUCUGGGGAGAAACCAUUUCAAUGUCACAUGUGUAAUUAUAGUUGUAUUCAAAAGUAUAGUUUAUUACAGCACAUUAGAACUCACCGGUGAGAAACCAUUCCAGUGUAACGUUUGCGAUUACCGUUGUAAUCGAAAGUUUAGGUUAUCUGCACACGUCCGAACUCACGCCGGGGAGAAACGUGAGAGGUCAUUUCAGUGCGACGUCUGCCGACGUCGAUUUAGUCAUAAACAUGUGCUGACGCGGCACUUGCGAACUCACAAGUAAUAUAACUCAUACUCUUUUCAUAAACUGACUGAUUUAGUUUUUCUCAAAAGUUUGUAUUUGUGAUAUAUUAUUAUGGUACAAAGAAUACACGAUUGAAUAACAAUGAAAAACUUUUAAAUGGGAUCAUUUCACAGCCGGCCAGCGGCAGCAGUGAACGAGGACCAUGUUGUAUGGGUAGAAAUAAAGGUAAACGGAAACUGGUCGACAAUGCUUAGCGUAAAGUUCAACCUAGUGUCUAGUGUGUCCUCUGUUAUAAUGUGCAAUAAACAUAAAUAAAGUAAUGUAGCAAAAA
Molecule: messenger RNA, 1728 nt
Organism: Plodia interpunctella (Indianmeal moth)
Lineage: Eukaryota; Metazoa; Arthropoda; Insecta; Lepidoptera; Pyralidae
Product: zinc finger protein with KRAB and SCAN domains 8-like
Exons: 5
Coding region: 98-1261 (387 amino acids)
Biological process (GO): regulation of transcription by RNA polymerase II
Cellular component (GO): nucleoplasm
Molecular function (GO): RNA polymerase II cis-regulatory region sequence-specific DNA binding; DNA-binding transcription repressor activity, RNA polymerase II-specific
Source: RefSeq, a predicted model, not a curated record